CAGUGCUGUGAUCACGGGGGUCUUGGCCAAGGUGUUGAAAACAGAGUUUGUGGGGGGUGUUGGUAGUCAUGUGUCAUUAUGUGCAUGCCAGUCUCCAUCAAAGCAUGGAUGACAUCACCAUCAAUAAUGAAGAUAGCUCAUCAAUGGCCAACAGGAGGGGGCUUGUGCGUAUAAAGAGAGGACGUUUAGCCCCAACGCAAAAAUACAACACAUGGACCCAUUCGCUAUACAGCAGCUACAAAAUAUCAAACUAGUCAACUAAAAGAUAACAAGUCUUGGUAUCAUUAUGUCAUCCAUACGUUCAUUGGAGAAAACUAUUUUGGUCAUUGUGCUGUGGGGUCUCUGCAGUUUGCUGUAUCUGGAGGGUUUACCAGUCAGCAAGAGGUCGAUCAGUGAAGUUCAGCUCAUGCACAACGUUCGUGAGCACAAGCAGGUGCUAAACAGACAAGACUGGCUUCAGCUGAAACUCAACAAUAUCCUCAUACCUUCAUCAAAUGACUCCCAAAAGGAGCAAAAAGGAAAAAAUGAUGUCUCAUCCAGUAAGCGUUUAAGAAAAGGGGAAAGUGCAACAUGGAUCUUGAAGUGACAAAAUGAUCACUUUGAAAAACUGAUUAAGUAAAUAAUGAAAAGUGUUCAACGAGAGUGCAGGAAGAGGACACAGUAAGUGUCUAUUAAAAGAAGUGCUGUUUUUGCAGAGCACGCUGUCUUUUUUAUUUAUUUUCAGCAUUUUAAUUUAUUUUAACAUAUAUUUAUUUAUUUAAAUAUUAAAAUAUGUUCAAAUCAUGUGUAGGGCAUACUGUACACAUGUCUUGUAGUUGCUUUGUCACUGUUCUCUUUUCUGUGUAAAAGGAAUUUAAAAAAUGUAUUUUCACAAGAUUUAUUUUCAGAAACUUUUUUAUGUAUUUUUUUUAAAUAACUUUUUGGACAACCAACGAUUGCACUAAAAUGUGGACCAACCUGUUUCACAGUGUUCAGAAAUUACGUGUUUAAACUUUUUCUUUCUUUCUUUCUUUCUUUCU
Messenger RNA from Misgurnus anguillicaudatus (oriental weatherfish), 1019 nucleotides. It is a transcript of the gene pth1b, whose product is annotated as parathyroid hormone 1b. Lineage: Eukaryota; Metazoa; Chordata; Actinopteri; Cypriniformes; Cobitidae. Gene Ontology annotation, cellular component: extracellular region. Gene Ontology annotation, biological process: intracellular calcium ion homeostasis. Gene Ontology annotation, molecular function: hormone activity. The record is from RefSeq and is a predicted model, not a curated record.